Messenger RNA from Paramuricea clavata, 2366 nucleotides. NCBI's taxonomy places the organism in Eukaryota, Metazoa, Cnidaria, Anthozoa, Malacalcyonacea, Plexauridae. The record is from the annotation of a GenBank genome assembly.
UACAAAUUGAGAAUGUCUGUUUCAAACAAAGAUCUAUUUACAACAACGAACAGCGAUCUGGACGAAAUGACAGACGAACUAACCGCAGCCGAAUUACAACCCGGCCAAAUAUUCGACCACAUCGAACUGGAAAAUAGCAACUGUAGUACAGUAUUAAAUAAUGAAGACUCUAGUAGAUUGUCCGAAGGCAAUGUCUUGGCCGCGAAGAAGCUCAAGGGAAAUUUAAAAUGGCAAGGCGACUACAAUGAACUCUGUCAAUUUGUUGAUGAUCUACAACUACAGCCGGGCAGUUGGUCAACACCAGGAGGUAACUGUAAACUUUUUGAAAACGGCGAAGUAGCGAUACGAUGGUACUCGAAUACGAGAACAAUAACUCUAAAAGGGGAGAGAGCAGCCGAAGUUAAAGAUAAAAUAAUAAAACUCAACCAGGAGUUGGGCAGCGAAGUGAUGCAACAAAGCUCAAAUUAUGCAAAAAAUUUGCAUGCCGACUUGGAAACAACAAUCAGUCAUUUGCAUACCGGGUCACAACACGAUAAUCUGAAAACUAAUGUAACGUCCAAAACUGACUCAGAAAUGAACCAGCUAAGAUCGAAGUUGGAUAACUUUACUGAGAUCGUUAAUAGAAAACUGGAGGUUCUUGCCGACGAAGUAUAUGCUAUUAAAGAAAACAAACCGUAUUCUAUACUAGUGUUAGAAGAUGUCAAUAACGAACUAAAGAAGGAAAAAAUAGAGCUUAUUAGAAAGAAUGAAGAAUUGGAAAAAAAAUAUUUGAACUUAUACCAAUCUACGUCGGUAUUGAGAGCCAAGGUUACCGAUCUAGAAAACGAAAAGUCUAGUCUUACGACAGCUCUACGACUAGUUCACCAAGAUAAUGACUUAUUAAGUAAGAGGUUAAACGACCCAAAAACCCAUUGCGGUAAUACGUUAGCUGCUGUGACAUACCCACAAGAUGACUUACCUGAUAAAGCUGAAACAAGAGAUGGGCCCUCUACUAGUGUCGAAAAAGGAAAUCAUGAAGCAUCUAUGACUACAGAAUUAAUGGUGACAACAAGAAACCAAUACGAAGCUCUUACAAACCGCGUCUCCGAUACAGAUGACAACGCCAACUCAUCUGUACAACUAAUCCACGAAAAAACGAUUACGCAACAAGAAUCUAAUCAUCCCAACAUACACAAUAAAGAGGAAGUGAGAAACGUAAAGAAACGAGGAGAAAAGAAAGGAAAUCCUUCUCAGCAGCAUAGAUCUCCUAGUUCAUCUAACUCGACUAGCCUUAAAAACGCAGUUGAAAACAACAAUCCGGUCACGAUAAUUAUUGGAGAUUCUAUGAUUAAAGGACUUCGUCCCGACAAGAUCUCCAAAUCGGUUAAGCACAAAGCUCAGGUUAAAUCCUUUCCUGGUACAACAGUUGAAGAUCUAACUGAUUACAUAAAACCUUCCCUAAAGAGGAAACCUAAAAACAUUAUAGUGCACGUAGGUACUAACGAUUUGAAAAUGAAAAGUGCUAAAGAUGUUGCAAAGAGCAUUGAUAAGCUAUGUAAAUCUAUCAAGUUGGAUCAACCUCAAACAUCAAUCAGUGUUUCCGAAAUUAUCCACAGAGAAGAUAACCAAGAACUUAAAGAGAAAGCAUUGGCAGUCAAUAAAGAACUGGUCAGGUAUAGUGAACAGAAAAAGUUUUAUCUAAUUAAGAAUGAAAAUAUUGACAAAAAUAAGCUAAAUUUGUAUGGUUUGCACCUUAAUAAGCAAGGUUCAGCAGUUUUAGCUAAAAACAUUGUUACUCAUAUAAACUGUCUGAAGUAUCUUUGAUAAUACUGAGCAGUUGGCAGAAAAUAUUAUAACCACUUCAAAGGAACUCCCUAUAACAAACACUAGUCAAGUUGUGAAUAAACCAGAUCUGAAAGGCUUCUCGAUAAUGCAUUUAAAUAUUGCAAGUUUGAUCAAACAUAUCGAUCAACUAAGAAUUAAUUUAAAAGAUAAGCCUUGUCACAUUCUAAGUGUUAAUGAAAUUAGACUAAGUGAUGAUAUAAACGAUGGCUUUGUUAAAAUAGAUGGUUACGAAAUAUUCCGGGCCGAUAGAAACCGAGCAGGUGGUGGAGUUGCAUUAUAUAUUAAAACAGCUAUAAAUGCAAACUCGAGACAAGAUUUAAUUCCAGAUGGUCUAGAAGCAAUAUGCUUGGAAAUUAAAAGAACAAAAAGCAAGCCAUUUUUCGUUAUUAGUUGGUAUAGACCACCAAAUAGUCCGGCUGAGAUUUUCGACAAAUUUGAACUAAUGAUUCGUAAUCUUGAGGCGGAAGACAAAGAAUAUCAUGUAGUGGGCGACUUAAAUUGUAAUUUGCUAGAGGCUGGAAAAAAUGUCCAUAGUAAACGAC